This is a messenger RNA of Microplitis mediator, 7018 nucleotides long. RefSeq names its product zinc finger SWIM domain-containing protein 8 homolog (gene Dora). The record is from RefSeq and is a predicted model, not a curated record. The annotation marks the transcript as partial. The transcript is spliced from 7 exons. Gene Ontology annotation, molecular function: zinc ion binding. NCBI's taxonomy places the organism in Eukaryota, Metazoa, Arthropoda, Insecta, Hymenoptera, Braconidae. Gene Ontology annotation, cellular component: Cul2-RING ubiquitin ligase complex.
GUGAUCCAGAAGUGCCCGUGGUGUCGCGCGAUAUUUCGUACGACAAUUAAACUGGCGGGCAACCUGGCGAGAUCCCCCGUGGUGGUGGGUGGAAGUGGACCUGGAGGAGAACGACCUGGACCCGGCGCGGGUUCUGGAUCCGGUAACCACAGCAGCAAUAAUAAUAACAAUAACAACAACAACAACAGCAACAAUCACAGUGGUGGAGCUGGAGGAGGCACUACUACUGGAGUAGAUGGUCCACAGGCACGGGCGAUCCAUGAUUGGGAGGUGGCACUGGCUGAGGCAGAUGGCUACUCCUUCGACGACUCAGAUCGCUUCGAAGAGGAUUCGCUCUGCAGCUGGAGCAGCGAAGCUGAGUCUGUCCCCAACAACUGGCGCGGAUGGAGGCGACCGCCCGCAGUCUUUGGCAUCUCCAAGAAAUCUGAAGAUAAACAACAAGUACCGACUUUAUGCGAACUCUCGGCGAGAUGUGUCGCGUCCCACAUACCCUUCGAGCUGGUCGAGCACGUCUAUCCGCCAGUUCCAGAGCAACUUCAGCUUCGAAUAGCAUUCUGGAGUUUUCCGGACAACGAGGAGGACAUCAGACUCUACUCUUGCCUAGCUAAUGGCAGCUCUGAUGAAUUUCAACGAGGCGAAAGCUUAUUCCGUACGAGAAGUGUCAAAGAUAUCUUACAGAUAGGGUUUCAUCUAAGUGCGACUAUAAAUACUCAAAUAUGUUCAGGAACAGUAGCCAGCAAGGAACCCUUCAAAGUAUCUGUAACAUUUGACCGCCGAAGGAUAACAUCCUGCAACUGUACUUGUACUUCCGCCGCUUACUGGUGUUCUCACGUAGUUGCAGUAUGUCUCUACAGAAUCCACUUAUCCUCUCAAGUAUGUCUCCGUGCGCCGGUAAGCGAGUCACUGUCACGGUUACACCGCGACCAACUUCAGAAGUUCGCUCAAUAUCUGAUAAGCGAGUUGCCGCAGCAGAUAUUGCCCACAGCCCAGCGUCUGCUAGACGAGUUGCUCUCGACCCAGCCGAGCGCGAUAAACAUUUAUUGCGGCGCUCCAGAUCCAACCGCUGGAGCUUCCGCACACGAUCAGACGUCUUGGUACUUGGAUGAGAAGACCCUGCACGGGAAUAUUAAGAAAAUUCUUAUUAAAUUUUGCGUCCCCGCGCCUAUAGUCUUCAGCGAUGUCAACUACUUGAGCACAACUGCUCCACCCGCGGCAACAGAAUGGACUUCUCUGCUGCGUCCACUAAGAGGUCGCGAGCCCGAGGGUAUGUGGAAUCUGCUCUCGAUAGUUCGCGAGAUGUUCAAGCGCACAGAUCGUAACGCGAUCCCGCUGCUGGAGAUCAUCACGGAGGAGUGCAUGGCAUGCGAGCAGUUCCUUGUCUGGUGGUUCAACACCAAGAUCGCGUUGCUGAAUGGGACUGGACAUGGAGGCGGCAAGCACGGCAGCAUGAACAGCAACGCUCAUGCAUCUCAACACGCGUGUUCGUCUCUUUGCGAUGAGAUAGUCAUACUAUGGCGAUUAGCGGCAUUGAAUCCAGGUCUGUCGCCUUCCGAACGCGAGAUGCUGCACGGGCAAUUCACAGCUUGGCACAUGAAAGUAAUUGACAAAGUGACCAAGAGCCGUGGCUCGGUGUCUCACAAUACCCAGAACCGCAAUCACGGCGGCACCCAGAAGGACUCACUCAAAACUGACAUCGAGGUUUUCACGGGAUUUAAACCCGCACUCGAAGCUUGUUAUCUCGACUGGGAUGAGUACACUCUACCGGGUAUAACUUACACAGCUGGCAGUAAUCCAAUGUACCACUGUCCGUUUACUUGUUUUCGUCAUGCUGGCGAUUCCAGAACUGAAGUUAAUCAAGUUAAUUCAAGCGCCGCGGUAUUAAAUUGCCAACCACCAAAUUCUCAUCAUCACAGUAGGCGUUCUCACUGUGUGGGUCUUGUUGACUUCAGUUAUAUGGAUCGUAAACGACUAAAUUCACGUGAUUUUCCUGGUUUCUGUUCACGUAACAAUGCCGGUAAUAACGCCGGUAAUGAUGGUAAUAGGAGUAGCGUCAGCUCGGAGGGUUUCUGUGAGAAUGACGCAGACAUAUCUAAUAUCCCGUCGUUCCCGUUGUCAUCUCAGGUUGAUUUGGUUCGCCGUGAAUACGGAGAGUUGAAUAAUUGCGGCGACACAGAUUCACAAGAGGGUGGCGGCAGCGAGUCCUCGUCUAAUAGCAACGUCAGUUUGAAGAACGCUCAAGGCUCGGACAAGCACCGCUCAAAUGCUUCGUCCGAAACCCACAGUGAUAGUAGUGAUAGUUGUAACAAUAAAGUCGCCAAUGAUCCCAAGUGCAGCACAUUGUGCCGCGCCGCAACUAUGGUCAAGUAUCGUGAUCCUCAACAAGCCAGUACUUCAACAGCAUCAGCAGCUCCUAAUAAAAUACCACCUGUUAAUAAUAAUAAACGAGACACUGCCGAGUGUAGUAUAGCUAAAGACCCAUUGCGACGACCGUCCAAGGAUGAAAGUUCGUCAUCCAGCAGCGACAGCCCCUCUGGAGAUGAGUACAAUUUUUACUACUACGAUUCAAAGGCCAUGGCGAAUAUGAGCGCGACAGAAAUAAAGGAUGCCAAGAACGAUGGCCCAGGCGGCGCCAGUGCAAGCGCCGUUUUAGGAAACCUCAAGAAAACCGAAGAUCCCUGGGAUAUUUUAUUCGCACGAGCGGAAGGUCUGUACGCUCAUGGACACACACGCGAGGCGUGUAUUCUCAGUGUUAAAUUGGCCGAAGAAUUGCUGUCGCAUCCGCCGGAUUUGAUGAUAGAAGUACCGCCGGUGCUUAUCAAAGGCAAACGAAAAAAACAGCCGGUAAAUCCGGCAUCCCAUCAGCUGACUUGUUUAGCCUCGGCAACCCUAGCAAAGUGUGCGUUCCUCUGCACAGUGCUGAUGGAAAAUUUCGAGCACCACAUUCUGGCAUUCAGAGUAGGUCUAUUUGGCUUAGAAAUGGCACGACCACCGGCGAGCACUAAACCGCUGGAAGUUAAAUUAGCACAUCAAGAGAGUGAACUUGUGGGACUGCUAAAGAGGAUUCCAUUGGGUCCAGCUGAAUUGGCAAUGCUGCGUCAGCGUGCGGAACAACUUCGUGACGGUAUUCUGCGGUCACGAGGGCACGCAUUGUUGCCGAUAAUGCUGGCGAGUUUGAUAUUCGAUGCAUUGAAUACAUUGCGAAUGAAAAGCGAGUGGUCGACGCUGACGAAUGAAGAUGACGAGAAUCUCGGAUUCGACGCGGCCGUUGCUGCGCUCGGUCUCAAAGCCAACGUCAGCGAAGCCGACCAUCCACUCUUGUGUGAGGGCACACGUCGGCAGAGGGGUGAUCUUGCGAUAACGCUGUUGCUUCACUACAAAGACGAGCCUACAAAGGUCGCUAAGAUAAUGGACAAACUGCUGGAUCGAGAGAUUCAUCAGCUGAUUAAAACGCCGAUUGUCAGUAGUUACUACAGCUCUAAUCCCCCGACAAAGAGCCAACUGGCUAGUUUCCGUCGUGCCAAAGCGUGCUCGUCACCGCUCACGGGAACGGACGUCAGUGGUAGUGGCGACGGCAUUGCUGGUACCAGCAGCCGGCCACACAGUAGCACAAGCGCUGAAUUGGAGGUUGGUAUGAGUGCGCUCACUGUACAGCCACAGACAUCCCAGCCCCCAGUAUCCACGAGGACCAAGGAAACGAGGUACAAGUGCAAGAAGGUGUACCCGUCGAUCCCCAAUCAGCCUUCCGAAGCCGGAGCCCACUUUAUGUGCGAAUUAGCAAAAACAGUUCUGCUAAAAGCCGGUGGCAACAGCUCGACAUCAUUGUUCCAAUCUUCAACAAAUCAAAACCACCAUGGUCCUCAUCGUGCGCUACACAUGUGUGCCUUUCAAAUUGGACUCUAUGCACUUGGACUUCACAACUGCGUUAGUCCCAAUUGGCUCAGUCGUACAUACUCGAGUCACGUAUCUUGGAUCACUGGUCAGGCCAUGGAAAUCGGAGCGCCGGCUAUUUGGUUCCUCAUUGACAGCUGGGAAGGCCAUCUCACGCCUCCCGAGGCCGUCAGCAUUGCAGACAAAUCAUCGCGUGGUAGUGAUCCAAACAUGGUUCGCGCUGCCGCUGAAUUGGCAUUGUCUUGCUUACCUCACGCUCAUGCUCUCAAUCCCAAUGAGAUUCAGCGAGCCAUUCUACAGUGUAAAGAACAAAGCGAUCUCAUGCUGGAGAAAGCCUGCAUUAUGGUGGAAAAUACGGCCAAAGGUGGUGGCGUAUAUCCAGAAGUACUUUUCCAAGUUGCGAAAUACUGGUACGAGUUGUAUCUACGUCACACACCCGGUGGUGAGCAGCAAGAUGACAUCCCCCACGAUCAUCUUCAGCUGGACCCGAACGGCGCCCUUAUAGUAGAGCCCGGACAAGGUCAACUGGAUUUAAACAUCGGCCAGAUGAUGCCAGGACCGGCACAGACGGUCGUAGUCACCAGUACUCAGCCUCCACCGCAACCUUAUCCGCCUCAUCCUACAAUGACGACUCUAGUGCCAGGCGUAGGUCUCCCUUACACCGUCGGCCCUUACAGUUUCGUUCAUCCGCAUCAUCCGAUCCCCGCAUUCGGCGGGCAAAUGCCUCCACAUCGCGUUGCGUUGCCCCCUGCGCCGCCACACAUGCAGAUGUAUCACGCAGCAAUGCCGCCUCACCAAGUGCAUCCUCAGCAUCAACGUCACCCUCCACCGGUGACUCAGCCGCCGCCUGUACAGCAGUACUACCCGCAGCCAACUGUGACAACAGUGAACGUUCAUCCACUGCCAGGAGGUCAUCACAUGUUCGGAAUGCAGCAGCCGAUGCCGGUUAAUGUACCUCAAGAAGUUGCCGGGUCCAUGCCCGGACACAAUGGAAUGCAGGGGCCAGCGAUGGUCCAAGCUCAGCCAAUUAUUUCAACUGUAAGACCUCAGCCACAAGUGCAUCGACAGAGCCAGCCCUUCAGUCCUCAGCAGCUGCGUCCACUUGUUGCUGCCUAUCGAGUUGGUAUGCUUGCACUUGAAACUCUCGCCCGCAGGGUCCAUGACGACAGACCGCAAGCCAAGUACGCGAGGAAUCCGCCCUACGGCGAGGAUGUUAAAUGGUUAUUGAGAAUUUCAAAACGUCUUGGCACCCAGUGCUUCAACCAGCUGUGCAUGUGCACUGUCAACAGUAUCGUCAGUCCAUUUGUACUUCACGAUGUCGCUCUCGAAGCAGCCACUUUUCACUCCCGCAGUAAUCCUGCCAUGUUUUUGCAGCAUUUGAGGUCUGCGCUAUUAGCGCCCAUCGUUCAUAAGUGUCAGCAAAUGUACAUUCAAUGUAUGCACCAUAAAUUGUAUCAUUUAAUGUCCGGAGAGUAUGAAGAGUUUGCGAGCAUAGUUUGCGCAGCACGGGCGGCUUUCCAUAUCACACCGGAAGGUCACACGCAGUUCAAGGAGUGGCUUCAGUCUAUGAAAAGAUCUCCCGCAUGCAAUAAAGAAUUAUGGGCGCAGAUAAACGCCGCGUUGCAAAGUAAUAAUAAAUGACACAGAGCGGAGCCAGGCGUGACGUGGCUCACAUCCCAUCUUCAUGCUCCUCCCACAUCACCAGCCCAACAACAACACCAACAUCAUCAGCAACAGCAGCAGCAGCAGCAACCAGCCAGGACAACUCUUGUACUUCAACAUCAACAUCAACAUCAUCGUCAUCCUCCUCCCGAGAACGUGGCAUACGUUCGAGGACUAGCCACUAUCAACGAGCUCGCCUGGGAUAAAAUUGCCAUUCCUUGCGUAUUCGACAGGCCUCCUCAUCAGCAUCAGCAUCAAUAUCAGCAACAGCAGCAGCAGCGAACAAUUCAUUAUGCAACUGGCCCGCCAGUACUCUCUCUAAUUCACCGAGAAUCGAUAGCGAGGCCUCGCAAUACUGACGCUAGACUAGGACAACGUAGUUGAUUAUCAUAAAUUUUAAAUCUCGUAGCUCUCAUUUCGCGCGGGCUUAUAUUUUUAAAAUUAAAUCAAAUAGUUAGACUAGACCCGUUCGUUUAUUUUUUAUUUAGUAGAAAAUUUAUUUCUAACUCACUUAGUUCUAUUCACGUUUUUUUUUUUUUACGUGGAAAUUAAUCUAAUAAAUUAUUUUUUAAAAAAUUAAUUCAAUUGCUAAAAAAAUAUAUAUUUAUAUAUAUUAAAAAAAAAAUAAUAUUAUUGAAAACGAUCGAAAGAUAAUCGUCUUGACACGGCCCGCUUUUAUAAAAAUGAAAAUUCGUCGACUUGCAUACCCGUCAUUAUCAUUAAUUUUAUCAUAAUUAAGUGCGUGGUAUUUUUUUUAAAAACAAAUAUAAAUAUAUUUGUUUUUAUUUUGUUAUUAACGAUAUUGAAAUAAGCCGACGUUUGAUUUUUGGAUUUUUUUAAAAAAGGUAAAUUUAAAAAAAUUGCACCUAUAGUUUUUUUAAUUUUCUACAUGUGCAUUUUUUUUUUAUAUUGUUGAAAAAAAAAUUCAAAAUUGUUAAUUGUCUGCUAAUUUCAGAAUCAUUUAUUAAUGAUACUAAAAUCAGCCGACGUCUAAUAAUUUUAUGAUCCUGAAAUUAGCCGACGUCAAAUAAAUUUGUGAUUUUUUUAAAAACGAUAAACUUGAAGAAAAAAAAUAUUUUUAAAAAUUGCACCGAUAGUUUUUUUAAUUUUCUACGUGUGCAUAUUUUUAGUUUUUUUUUUUUUCUUCAAAUUAAAUUGUUCAAAAAAAAAAUCCAAAAAUUUUUAAUCGUCUGCUAACUUCAAGAUCGUAUAAUUUUUGGAUGUUUUUGAAAACGAUAAAUUUAAAAAAAAAAUAUUUAAAAAAAUUGCAACUAUAGUUUUUUUAAUUUUCUACAUGUGCAUUUUUUUUUUUUUAUAUUGUUGAAAAAAAAUUCAAAAUUGCUGAUUGUCUGCUAACUUCAGUAUCGUUAUUAUUGAUCUGAUCCAGCACUUGAUGGCAAUGAAAAAACUGCCGGUUGCAAGCAAUGAUUAAGUGUUUUAUUAUUAUCAUUUUUUUUUUUUUAAUAAA